CCCACAAUGUUUUCGCUUAAAUUGACAUUUCCAUUUUUUUUUCUUUUACCCCACAACUGACAUCUCCUGGUAGGUUCAGUUUUGCUUAUUUAUCUGAAAGCUGGUCAGCUCUUUUGACUGACCCAGCUUUGCUUGCUCUGGUCCUCCCCCAGCAGCUGAAUGAAUUGGUGGCUCCUUCUCCUCUGGCAAGCCCUUCUCCCCACCUCAGGGGCUGUGACUGGGAGAAUUUUAGCUGUUGAGAAAAUGUCUGCAGUUGAAGGCACCUCAGCUACUUUGCAGUGCAACCUCAUACAUACUACAGCUGAGGUCACACAGGUCAUCUGGAAGAGGAAUGAGCAACUUCUUGCUGUUUGUGACUCUGUUUAUGGAUCUUUGAUCAACCCAGUCUUCAGAAGGAAGGUAAACUUGGCUCUGGACUAUGGCAUCACUCUCCUGUCCUUAACUGUCAAUGACACUGCCGAGUACCAUUGUGACUUUCACACCUUUCCUGAUGGGAUUUACAAAGGAAACAUUUUCCUGGAAGUCACAGAACGAAAUCUUCCAGGAGAUUCAGCAGCUGAGGCAUUGGACAACUCCUAUUCAAGGAUCUCUUUUGGAGUCAUGGUCUCCGUGAUAAUAAUCAUUGCUGCCACAGUCAUCAUGUUGGUGAUCUUGGGUGUCAAGAGAAAAACCUUCAGGAUCAGUUCAGCAAACUACGGCCUCCAAAGUCCCUCUGAACAGAAUGAACUGAGCCCCAGCUCUCAUGGUAGGUGUGUCCAACUAGAAGCCACACCAAUGACCAUCAGUCAAGAUUAUCAGCAAGAAAAUGACUCAGCACAAUCCCAUGAAUAUUUUAAUAUCCUUAGUUAUAGAAGUUUGAGUAGCUUUAACUUACCAGUGGAGACAAGGUAAUCUCUUAAAAGUGCUUGCAAAACAGCCCUUGUAUUUUGUACAUAUAUGUGUGUAUAUAAACAC
Phascolarctos cinereus (koala) is the source of this 954-nucleotide messenger RNA. It is a transcript of the gene TIGIT, whose product is annotated as T cell immunoreceptor with Ig and ITIM domains. Gene Ontology annotation, cellular component: cell surface. Gene Ontology annotation, biological process: positive regulation of interleukin-10 production; negative regulation of interleukin-12 production; negative regulation of T cell activation. Gene Ontology annotation, molecular function: signaling receptor binding. The record is from RefSeq and is a predicted model, not a curated record. Lineage: Eukaryota; Metazoa; Chordata; Mammalia; Diprotodontia; Phascolarctidae.